AUGACACUCAACCAACCAAGCUCUCCCAACUCCCAGAACCUCCAACACCCCCAAGAAGACCCCUCCGACCCCCAAAAACCCACCCGCGAAGCCGUCUCCGCAUUCACUGCCUCCCUCCACUCCCUCGGCGCAAACUACACAUCAGAUCUAGUCGACCGCGCAAAGAAUUUACAUGGGAACUCCGAGGCGCUGCGGGCGCAGGAAGAACAGCUCGCGCGGACGACGGCGGACCUGCAUAAGCAGAAUAAUGAGUGGGGGAAGGUGGCGGAUGAGGCGCGUAAUGGGCUGAAGGAAAUCGGCGAUGUGCAGAACUGGGCGGAGAUGAUUGAGCGGGAUUUGUUGGCUGUUGAGGAGAUGCUGGGUGUUGUGGAGGAGGAGGAUUUUGAGAGGGAGCGGGAGCGGGAGCGGGGUGUAGAUAUUGGUGAGAGUGAUGGUGAGAUGGAUAUUGAGGGGCAGGCAGUUAAUGGAAGUCAGAAUGGGAAUGGGGGUUUGAAUGGGAAUGGGAAGAUUGGUGGGGAGGAUGGGGAGGAUGGGAAAGCGAUGGGAAAGGGCAACGCGAAGGCCAAGGGGCCAGAGAAGAAAGGGUGGUUUUCUUGGUGGUAA
Aspergillus puulaauensis is the source of this 603-nucleotide messenger RNA. RefSeq lists its product as uncharacterized. Lineage: Eukaryota; Fungi; Ascomycota; Eurotiomycetes; Eurotiales; Aspergillaceae. The record is from RefSeq and is a predicted model, not a curated record. Gene Ontology annotation, biological process: endosomal transport. The transcript has a single exon. Gene Ontology annotation, cellular component: BLOC-1 complex. Bases 1 to 603 code for a protein of 200 amino acids.